Chinchilla lanigera (long-tailed chinchilla) is the source of this 1967-nucleotide messenger RNA. RefSeq names its product G protein-coupled receptor 160 (gene Gpr160). Gene Ontology annotation, cellular component: plasma membrane; signaling receptor complex. The transcript has 4 exons. Lineage: Eukaryota; Metazoa; Chordata; Mammalia; Rodentia; Chinchillidae. The record is from RefSeq and is a predicted model, not a curated record. Bases 562 to 1578 code for a protein of 338 amino acids.
AGCGGCCGCGGCUCGCGGGGCUGGGAAGCAGGUGGCGCCGCCUCGCCUUCCGCGGGCGGUCGCGUUCGGGGUCUCGCCAGUGCCCCCGGCCGGUGUUGAGCCUCGGGCAGCGGCGGGGCCGUUUACUCGCCGAGGCCGGCGUGUCCCGGCAGUUCCUCCGCGUUCUCUCUAGCUAAGCCGGCCCGCCCUGGGGAACGCGGGGCUGAAGUCGCCUUUCCGACCCGCGCAGGUGAUCGCUGCGGGCGGCCCCGGGAGAAGGUGAGGCCGGCGGCCCCGCGAGGAGCGCCAGAGACCCCAGGCCAGAAGCUCGAUCCAGACACCGCCCGCACCGCCGGAGGACUUUACAUAGCAUUUUAGCAUAGCAAAAUGAAAUGCAAGGAACCAACAGUGACAUAACUGAAGAUCACAAAACCAAAAUAAAAUAGGAUCACUGGUCAGGAAGACUCUGGAGACCUCUCUCAGGUGCCAUACCUGAAAGAUCAUACCCAGCAGGGAUGGAAAAUAAAGUGAAGCAGUAUUUUAUCACGUGUAUUUCAGCAGGUCUUCUUGAAAUUUAAAAAUAUGACACCUUUUUCUUCAGACAACUGCUCUUUUCAGUACCAGUUACAUCAAACAAAUCAGCCUCUAGAUGCUACUUGUCUGUUGUUUUUGAUCAUACUUGGGAAAAUAUUACUAAAUAUCCUCACACUAGGAAUGAGAAGGAAAAAUACCUGUCAAAAUUUUAUGGAAUGUUUUUGUGUUUCAUUAGCAUUUGUUGAUUUUUUAUUUUUGGUAAACAUUUCCAUUAUAUCCUAUUUCAGGGAUUUUGUUCUUUUAGGUAUUAGGUUUACUAAGUACCAUAUCUGCCUAUUUGCUCAAAUUAUUUCCUUUACUUACGGCUUUUUGCAUUAUCCAGUCUUCUUGGUAUCUUGUGUAGAUUAUUGCCUGAAUUUCUCUAAACUCACCAAGCUUUCAUCUAAAUGUCAGAAGUCAUUUUAUUUCUUUGCAGUAAUUUUAAUGUGGGUUUCAGUCUUUGCUUAUGUUUUGGGAGAUCCAGCUAUCUACCAACACCUAAAGGCACAGAAUAUUUAUUCUUACCAAUGUCCUGUCUAUGUCAGCAUUCAGAGUUACUGCCUGUCACUUUCCAUGAUGCUAAUUUUAUUUAUGGCUUUUAUCACCUCUUGGUCAGAAGUUAUUACCUUGGUACAGGCCAUUCAAGUAACUUCCUAUAGGAAUGAAACUGUCUUAUACUUUCCUUCUUCAUCCCUCCCUAGUUACACUGUAAACUCUAAAAAAACACUCUUGCCCAAGCUCACUGUCUGUUUUCUUGGUACCUGGCUACCAUUUGUACUGCUUCAGGUAUUCAUUCUUUUACUUAAAGUACAGAUUCCUGCAUAUAUCGAGAUGAACAUUCCCUGGCUGUACUUUGUCAAUAGUUUUCUCAUUGCCACCAUUUACUGGUUUAAUUGUCACAAGCUUUAUUUAAGAGGUACCUCAUUACCCAUAGAUCCAUUUGUCGACUGGAAAUGCUGCUUCAUUCCACUUACAAUGCAUAAUAUUGAGCAAACUGAAAAGCCUAUAUCAGUAAUAAUUUGUUAAUAUGUUGCCAUCUUAAAACUAAACCAAUUAUAAUAAAAAUCAUAAUCUUACAAGAAAUAAUGGUGACUCAGGACAUACCAAAAAAUGGGACUAAGCUCUUUUUUCCCCUAACCUUUUAUACUUUUCCAGCAUACUUUUGGGGCUAUGAUAUAAUUUAUUAAAUAGUGUUUUCUUUUAAAGAGAGGCAAAGAAGCUUUUAUGCCUGUUCAGAAACACUGAAUAUUAAUUUGUUACUAACACAAAAGUGAACUGAUUUCACCAUACUCAUGUUUUUGUUGCCUAAAAUCCUGAAUGUAAAAAUCUGAGAUUUCAUCGCCAACUUUAAAAUGUGAACUCAAGUAUUUUAUCACAUUUAGAAAAAAAAUAAAAACCCUUUUCUUAAAAUGGUA